Messenger RNA from Symbiodinium sp. CCMP2592, 3669 nucleotides. Lineage: Eukaryota; Dinophyceae; Suessiales; Symbiodiniaceae. The record is from the annotation of a GenBank genome assembly.
AUGGAGGUUGCGCCGACCACCACUGGAAGCAGCUUGGGUGGUAUGUGGGAGUGGCAGCGAGAGCUCGAGGUGUUGGCGGGACGUCUCUCUCGGGGGCGAGCAGACGAGGCUGCGGCAAGCAGGAGGGCGGCCGAGGAAGCCGAGAGGGCGGCGCUUCAGCGAAGCCAAGAAGCCGAGCGGCGCUCCUUGAUGGCACAGACCGAGGAGAGCCAGGCCUUGCAGCAGUUCCUGUCGGGUUGGCACCAUUCCCUGGAGGCUCGACUGGAACUUUUUGCACAGCAGCUCAGCCACCUACACCGUCGAGUGGACCAGGACUGUGCGCAAGUUGAAGGCGCCGAGCGCCGCCUCGAGGCGCAGGCCGCGCGCUUCGAAGACUUCCAGACUUCGGUGCAGGCCAGCUUGUCCAGCCUGUCAGAACGCUUGGCGAGCGGCCAUGAGCAGUUUUCGUCAGAGAUUGAGACGAAGUGUCAAGAGGUCGAUGCCGAGCUGUCAAAGCGAGGGGCAGAGAGCCAGCAGGCUUUCUCCGAGAUCUCGACGCGACUCCAGGAUGUUGAGUCGCACGGCGAAGCUGCAGCGCGGGGUCUUCGAGCCUUGGAGCCCUUCAUCGAGCGGGUGACCUCAAGGCUUGAGGAUGUCGAGCAGCUGCCGCCCGUCGUUGACAACAUAAGGUCUGAACUUUCAGCAGCCGGCCAGGUCUUGCGCACGGCCAUUGCUGCUGAAGGCAAGCGCGCAGAGGAAAACCUCCAGACCUUGCGGGAAGAUCUGUACUCUUGUCAGGAAUCUGACAGACUCCGCUUGGCAAGGGACUUGCAGGAGGUGAGGAAUCUCGCGGAGGCCGCAUCGGAACGUGCACAAGAGCUGGACACUGCUCUUGCCUCCGGGAAGGAGGAGGAGUCUCGAGCCCUUGAGCGGCUGCGAGAGGAGGCGGCGGCAGCGAACCGAAACAUCCAAGCCAUCGAGGCUCGCUUGCACGACUUGCGAACUGGAACGGCGGCGAAUCUGCAAGGCUCCGAGCAGCGACUCCAAGACCUCUUCAGAGAAGCGCUACACACCGCCACCGACAAGGCUUUUGCGCAGGACCAGGUGGUCAGCAAGAGGCUGGAAAGCGAACUACACGUUCAAAUUGGGGCGGUGUCGGCGGAGAUCAAGGAGCUGAAGUCUGUGUCCAUGGACAGCUCGGAGAAGCUCCGUGCGGUGGAGCAGGAGUUCUCGACCCUGGCAGAGAAACUCGAGCGGGUCAAGGGCCAGGGCAUUUCGCAUUCGUGGAAGAUCCCUCACUGUCUCCGAAGGCUUCGGUAUCUCUCGUUGCUGGCAGAACCAGGCCUGUGGCUGGACUCGGAGCGCUUCUACUUGGGUGGACUGGGGCCGUUGGAGAUGCGGCUUUACGCCAAAGGACUGCGAGGUGGCGACGGGCAAUGUUCGCUUGCCCUGCGCUUGCCUUCGGAGGCCGCUGCAAAGUUUGCUCUCCCCAUGAUGGUAGACCUCACUGUUGCAGGGCAUACGACUCGAGCCGGCCAAACCACAGACCCUGAAGGCAGUGACUGCAUCAUCUGGCUCGCCGAGUCUCUGGGCCUCCUCGAAGAUCACCUGGCUGAUGAACUCGCUGACUUGUCCCUUGCGGCUGAGCUGCCGCUGCUGCCGGCACCAGCUUUACUGGCCAGCUGCGCAAGCUGCCCAACUUUGUCGCCUCCAGGGACCCGAGAUGACCUCUGCACUGUUGACGGCACCGAGGAGGCUGCAACUGAUCCGCUGGUGGCACUGUCGUCAACGGCUCGGGCGAGAGAUGUGCGCGGUGUGGCGCAGGUUCCGGUGCGAGGGAACGAAGCUGUGUCGGCGGCGGGGACAGGGGCACCGCUCCCUACGCUGCUGGGGACGACGGAGUGCCAGCCCAGUGGAGUGUUUGCGCUUCGCAGCUCAUGGGGGGCUUCCUGCACUCUGCCGGUGAGCAAGGCGCCUCUGGUCCCUUCGAUGAGCAAAUCUCACCCUUGGGGUCUCUCUUGGGCCAUGGACAAAGGAAUCCAGUGGCCAUUCCUGCAGACGAUGCAGCCAGAUAGGUCAAGAGGUAUCUUACCGAAUCGAACCCUUCAGUGGCUGAUGCAGCUCGACAGCAUGUGGCAAAGUGCAACUUCUCUUGUCACUCCCGACCGCGUCCUUCUGCAGCAUUUUUGCGAGUCAAGCAGCAGCCAUGACGCAGCCGCCUGGACGUUUCUCACGGAGAUGGGCCUCGCCCAGGCCGCCCGGCGGGUAAAGGCACGUUGGAAUCUCCGUCCCCUGGGCUCUGAAAACCUCGAGGCCAUGGCCGAAGCCUUGGCCGCGAACUCGCUUUCGAAGAGGACGUUCUCGUUCGGUAGCGGUACACCGCAAGCCCGCAAGUCGGAGGCGGUGGUUCACGGUCCGGUGCGUGGCCCUGCAGAGAAGAGAGUCGAGGAGCCCGCCUUCUUCGACUCCAUUCUGGAGAGCGUCCAAACUUCUGCCAGGGUGCUGGGAGGGCUUGCCUUCGUCCUCGUGGCGUUGCUCGGACCCGUCGCGCCUUCGUCCGUGAGGGCUGAAGAAGUAGAAGCCGUAGAGGUGCAGGACCCGGCCCAGAAGAGAAAGGAGGAACAGGAAAGAAGAAAGGCUGAGGCCAAGGCCAAGCGCGAGGAGGAGGAGCAGCGAAGAAAGGAAAUCGCCGAAAAGAGGCAGGCUGAGGCCCAGAAGGCUCGGGAGGAGGCGGAGGCCAAGCGAAAAGCGCAGGCCGAGGAAGCUGCCAAGAAGAAGGAGGAAGCCGAGAAGGCUCGCGCAGAGGAAGCCGCCAAGCGCAAGGCAGAGGAGGAAGAGAAGAAGAAAGAGGCGGAGGCCAAGAGACAGGCAGAACAGGAGAAGAAGAAACAGGAGGCUGAGGCCAGGAAGCUGGAGGAGGCCAAGAAGAAGGAGGAAGCCGAGAAGGCUCGCGCAGAGGAAGCCGCCAAGCGCAAGGCAGAGGAGGAGAAGAAGAAGCAAGAGGCAGAGGCCAAGAAGCUGGAGGAGGCGAAGAAGCGGGAGGAGGCUGAAAAGGCCCGCGCCGAAGAAGCUGCCAAGCGCAAGGCAGAGGAGGAAGAGAAGAAGAAAGAGGCGGAGGCCAAGAGACAGGCAGAACAGGAGAAGAAGAAACAGGAGGCUGAGGCCAGGAAGCUGGAGGAGGCCAAGAAGAAGGAGGAAGCCGAGAAGGCUCGCGCAGAGGAAGCCGCCAAGCGCAAGGCAGAGGAGGAGAAGAAGAAGCAAGAGGCAGAGGCCAAGAAGCUGGAGGAGGCGAAGAAGCGGGAGGAGGCUGAAAAGGCCCGUGCCGAAGAAGCUGCCAAGCGCAAGGCAGAGGAGGAAGAGAAGAAGAAAGAGGCGGAGGCCAAGAGAUUGGCAGAACAGGAGAAGAAGAAGCAGGAGGCUGAGGCCAGGAAGCUGGAGGAGGCCAAGAAGAAGGAGGAAGCCGAGAAGGCUCGCACAGAGGAAGCCGCCAAGCGCAAGGCAGAGGAGGAAAAGAAGAAGCAAGAGGCAGAGGCCAAGAAGCUGGAGGAGGCGAAGAAGCGGGAGGAGGCUGAAAAGGCCCGCGCCGAAGAAGCUGCCAAGCGUAAGGCAGAGGAGGAGGCGAAGAAGAAAGAGGCGGAGGCCAGAGGGCAGGAUCUGUUGUGUUUUUUCAUCGGUUAUCUAGGAAUCUAG